Molecule: messenger RNA, 2337 nt
Organism: Canis lupus familiaris (dog)
Lineage: Eukaryota; Metazoa; Chordata; Mammalia; Carnivora; Canidae
Product: rho GTPase-activating protein 20-like
Exons: 18
Biological process (GO): signal transduction; regulation of Rho protein signal transduction
Molecular function (GO): GTPase activator activity
Source: RefSeq, a predicted model, not a curated record
AUGUUCCCUCAAUCAGAAAGCACGCUGAGCUUACAGGUGGACAAUUCAAGGCUUCAGCGCAUGAGGAAGACCUCGUCUGUGGAGGUGGACACCCACAGCGAAAGCACUACAUCAUCUGAGGGUGCCACUCGUACCUUGCUCAUCCAUGGCCCCGUUGAGCUCAAGAAAGGCUGGAGGAGGCAGAAGUGGCAGCUUUUCUUGUACAGCGAUUUAUUACUGAUGUCUAAUACCAAGUAUAAGAAAAACUUUAAGAUAAAAAAGAAAAUACCACUGAACACCAUGUGGAUUGCCAACUGCAUGGAUACAGUGGGAGAUGCCAACAUCAGUUCUGGGAGGUCCUUUGUGUUGGGCUGGCCCACGGUAAACUUUGUGGCCACCUUCAGUUCUUCAGAACAAAAGGAAAAAUGGCGUUCUUACCUUCAAAGGUACAUCAUGCUAGCCAAAGAGAAGGAGCAGCCAAAAAGCAUUCUCCUCAAAAUCUUCACUGAGAACAUCAAGAACUGUGCCUGUUCCGUAACUAUAACAGUGACAAAUUCCGACACGGCAAAUGACACUAUCAACAUGUUACUAACAAUGCUGGGAAUAACCGGCUCUGAGAAAGACUUCCAGCUGUGGGUGAGUUCUGGCAAGGAAAAACUUCCACUAACUGGACAUGAACAUCCCUAUGGAAUUAAAAUGAGCCAUCUUCCAUCUACUAAACUGCUGCCAAAGGAAGCAGAGGACUCCGUCUCUCCUUCCCCUACUCAGGAGUCCCUCCUUCUGGAGCAGAAGAUCACAGACAUGCAAAUCCAUUUCAUACUGAAGCCCAGGCACCCAGCCCAGAACAAGCAAGGGAGAGAUUCAGGCCAGAAGACCAUGAAAAGCACUGUUUUCAGAGACUGGGCCUUUUGGUGGCGCGCUGGCACUUGCCAGAAAAACCACUGCAGAGUUGCACCAUCUGCAAAACCACGACAACUCUUUGGGGUUUCCCUCACAGGUAUCUGUGAUAAGGACAACUUGCCCUUCCCAAUACUGGAUAUGCUUUCCGUGAUCAAUCGGAAAGGACCACUCCUGGAAGGCAUCUUCAGAAAACCAGCCUGUAUAAAUUCAUGCAGAAACCUAAAAGAGAAACUAAAUUCUGGGGACAGAGUUAACUGUUACAGCAAAUCUGUUCAUGUGGUAGCAUGUGUUUUAAAGGAUUUUCUUGAAAAUAUCGAAGGAAGUUUACUUUCAUCCAAACUCUAUGAAAAAUGGCUUGGUGUUCUUAACGAAGUGACUGAGAAGGAAAAAAUAAAUGCAGCCCAGAGGCUUCUAACACAGCUGCCAAAAGCGAAUGUUGUUCUCUUGCGAUACCUUUUCGGUGUGUUAUACAACAUUGAGCAACAAUCCUCAUCCAAUCAGAUGACAGCUUAUGAUUUAUCAGUGUGUAUAGCCCCAAGCAUUCUUUGUCCACUUAAUUCCUGCAGCUUGGAAUUGGAAGACAACUUCAUUAAAAAGGCUUCUCUUGUACAGUUUUUGAUCGAAAAUUGCCUCAAGAUAUUUGGAGAAGACAUCACUUCUCUCUUGGGAGAGAAUUCAAAGAGUUGUCAUAACAAUGAGAAGGCUGCAGAUUCAGUCCAGAACAAGUUGAAAAGCACUUCUUUUAGAGACUCGGCCUUUUGCCAGCGCAUUGGCACUUCCCAGUACAACCAGUGCACAGCUCUACUGUCUGCAAAACCAGGACAGCUCUUUGGAGUUUCCCUUACGGAUAUCUUUGAUAAGGACAUCAUGCCCUUACCAAUACUGGAUAUGCUUUCCUUUAUCAAUGAGAAAGGACCACUCACAGAAGGCAUAUUCAGAAAACCAGGUAGUAUAAAGUCAUGCAGAAUCCUAAAGAAGAAACUGAAUUCUGGAGACAGAGUGAGGCAUUACAGCAAAUCUGUUCUUGUGGUAGCAUUUGUUUUAAAGGAUUUUCUUGAAAAUAUCGAAGGAAGUUUACUUUCAUCGGACCUCUAUGAAAAAUGGCUUGGUGUUCUUGACGAAGUGACUCAGAAGGAAAAAAUAAAUGCUGCCCAGAGGCUUCUAACACAGCUGCCAAAAGUGAAUGUUGUUCUCUUGCGAUACCUUUUCGGUGUGUUAUACAACAUUGAGCAACAAUCCUCAUCCAAUCAGAUGACAGCUUAUGAUUUAUCAGUGUGUAUAGCCCCAAGUAUUCUUUGUCCACCUAAUUCCUGCAACUUGGAAUUGGAAGACAACUUCAUUAAAAAGGCUUCUCUUAUACAGUUUUUGAUUGAAAAUUGCCUCAAGAUAUUUGGAGAAGACAUCACUUCUCUCUUGGGAGAGCAUUCAAAGAGUUGUCAUAACAAUGAGAAGGCUGAG